CGGCGAAGAUGGUGGCGGCUCCGUGCGCUCGCAGGCUGGCCCGGCGCUCGCACUCGGCGCUCAUCGCGGCGCUCACCGUGCUGCUCCUGCAGACCCUGGUGGUGUGGAAUUUCAGCAGCCUGGACUCCGGCGAGGAGCAGCGGGCCGGCGGCGGCCGGGAGAAGCGGGACCGGGGCGGCGGCGCCGGUGAGAGCAGCGACCACCGGGCGCAUCAGCACCGCAGAGGACCUGCUGCAUUCCACAGCAAGGCGCUGGACCAGCCACCCCGUCCCUACACCGGCUUGGAGACCCAGGAUGGUUAUUUUUCCCACCGGCCAAAAGAGAAAAUGCGAACAGACAGCAAUAAUGAAAACUCUGUACCCAAGGACUUUGAAAAUAUUGAUAACAGUAACUUUGCUCCCAGGACUCAGAGGCAAAAAUACCAGCCUGAACUGGCGAAGAAGCCUCUUAGCAAGCAGAAGGAGCACUUGAAAAAGAAACUGGAGCAAGAAGGAAAGGUGAAGGAGAACUCACUCCUGGGGAAGAACUCCAAUGAAGUGCUUCAGUUCAGCCAUCAUGCUGUAAAGAAUAGCAGCAGCAAUUUGAAGGAGAUUCACAGGUCUCCCAGACAGCCUCCUUUAAAAAGGAGUGGGAACAGCUCCCCUGAAAUAAGAUACGACCAGCCACCAAAAUGUGAAAUAUCGGGCAAGGAGGCACUUUCAGCUCUGUCUCGGUCCAAAUCCAAGCACUGUCGGCGGGAGAUUGCAGAGAUAUACUGUCAACACAAGCAAGGAAAGCUGAUGCCUGAGAAGGUGAUGCGUCUGUGUCCCCUGGAUGGAAAAGCCAACAACAAUGUACUAUGGGAUGAGGACUCCGUAGAAUACAUGCCUGCCAACCCAGUCAGGAUCGCAUUUGUCUUGGUUGUUCAUGGCAGAGCUUCUCGGCAGCUCCAACGCAUGUUUAAGGCUAUUUACCAUAAAGACCAUUUCUAUUACAUUCAUGUUGACAAGCGAUCCAAUUACCUACACCGGAAAGUGCUCCAGUUUGCUAGCCAGUAUCCGAAUGUGAGAGUCACCCCUUGGCGAAUGGCAACUAUCUGGGGAGGAGCAAGUCUUCUGUCCACCUAUCUACAGAGUAUGAGGGAUUUAAUUGAGAUGAAUGACUGGCCCUGGGAUUUCUUCAUUAAUCUUAGUGCCGCCGACUAUCCCAUCAGGACAAAUGAUCAGCUAGUAGCAUUCCUGUCCAGGUAUCGCAAUAUGAACUUCUUGAAGUCGCAUGGGAGGGACAAUGCAAGGUUUAUUAGAAAACAAGGUUUGGACAGGCUUUUCCUAGAAUGUGAUACACACAUGUGGCGCCUUGGAGACCGGAAAAUCCCAGAAGGAAUCACUCUGGAUGGAGGAUCAGACUGGUUCCUAUUGAACAGGAAGUUUGUGGAGUAUGUCAUCUUUUCCAGUGAUGAUCUGGUGACAAAGAUGAAGAGGUUCUAUUCGUAUACUUUGCUUCCCGCUGAGUCCUUCUUUCAUACUGUCCUGGAAAAUAGCCCUCACUGUGACUCCAUGGUGGACAACAAUUUGCGUAUCACUAACUGGAACCGUAAACUGGGCUGCAAAUGCCAGUACAAGCACAUUGUUGAUUGGUGUGGCUGCUCUCCUAAUGAUUUCAAACCAGCAGACUUCCACAGAUUUCAGCAAACUGCCAGGCCAACGUUCUUUGCCCGCAAAUUUGAAGCCGUGGUGAAUCAAGAAAUCAUCGGCCAGUUGGACUAUUAUUUGUAUGGUAACUACCCAUCUGGCACGCCAGGCCUCAGGUCGUACUGGGAGAAUAUAUAUGAUGAGCCCGACGGCAUCCAUAGCCUCAGUGAUGUCAUUCUGACCAUGUAUCACUCAUUUUCCCGCUUGGGCCUAAGGAGAGCUGAGACGUCAUUGCACACUGAUGGAGACAACAGCUGCCGGUACUAUCCCAUGGGCCAUCCAGUUUCAGUCCAACUCUACUUCCUCGCUGAUCGUUUUCAGGGCUUCCUAAUCAAACAUCAUGCAACAAAUCUGGCUGUCAGUAAACUAGAGACUUUGGAAACUUGGGUGAUGCCAAAGAAAAUGUUUAAGAUUGCUAGUCCACCAAGUGAUUUUGGAAGGCUGCAGUUUUCAGAGAUUGGCACUGACUGGGAUGCCAAGGAAAGGAUAUUUCGGAACUUUGGAGGACUUAUUGGGCCGAUGGAUGAACCAGUUGGCAUGCAGAAGUGGGGAAAAGGCCCUAAUGUCACAGUCACUGUGAUCUGGGUGGACCCUAUCAAUGUAAUCGCAGCUACAUAUGAUAUCCUUAUUGAAUCUAGUGCAGAAUUUACUCACUACAAACCACCUUUGAAUUUGCCACUGCGGCCUGGAGUCUGGACCAUUAAAAUUCUGCACCGCUGGGUACCUGUUGCUGAAACCAAAUUCCUUGUUACUCCUCUUACAUUCUCCAACAGGCAACCUAUCAAACAAGAAGACUCCAUGAAGUUGCAUAGUGGGCCUCCUAAGAACGCAUACAUGGAGCAGAGCUUCCAAGGCUUGAAUCCAGUUUUAAAUAUUCCUAUCAAGGCAGCUCAAGUGGACCAGGCAAAAAAAAAUGCAGCACUCGUAGGUACCAAGCUGGAGAACUGGGUGGACACCUUGGUCAGCAGCAUAUGGUCAGCGGUGGAUGUCUGUAGCACAGGUCCAACUUCCUGUCCAGUCAUGCAGGCUUGCAGUCAAACAGCCUGGAGCUCCCUGAGCCCAGACCCUAAGUCAGAGCUGGGUCCCAUUAAACCUGAUGGGCGUUUGAGGUAGCAUCUGGUAUACCCUUCUUUGGCACAGAUUUUAAAAGAGAAUUUAACCUUGCUUAUAUAUGAAUCCGACUUCAGAUUCCAAAACCUCAAUGAAACUUUCUGUUGUCUAUUUCUCAUCUCUAUAUAUAAUUUUUAAAAGUCUGGCAAAAUCUUUGGCAUUGUUUCUCCUUCAGAUCCAUCGGUCUAAGCUUCAGUAGCACUGUGCAUCUCCUCUGUAUCUUUUACAGAGGCACAACCUUACUUCAUUCCCUUUGUAUCUAAAAGGCUCCAACAUUUUCUUGCUCCGAUUAUGAAAUGGUAACAUAGCAUAUCUGGUAUGUUCAGAGGGUAAAAAAGGAGCAGCUGCUAAAAAUAUCUUCUGUCCAAAACACCUAUGUAUAUUUUGAAUAUUUUACAUUUUAAUUAUUUUGCUAACAUAAAUAACCAGAAACUCCAAUAUAUCUUUCAUGUGAAGAAUGAUCUAUAAAAUAUGGUCAAAAUGCUUUACAAGAUGUAAAAAAAUUGGGACACACCCUGACUAUUUGUAUAAUGUUAAGAAAUUCUAGGUUUGAUUCAUCAUUGUGUUAACUCCAGUUUCAGACCAGAGUGCAUCACACUGGCAAAGAAACCAGACUAACAGAGUGGUGUAUUAGGCUUCCUCUCUCUUUUUAGAGGUCAGACAUUCUCAUCUAUUUGAUGAUCUCUGAACAAAAUGAGUGUUAUAAAAUUAUAUAUUUUAUUCCUAUUAUGAUUAGUCAUCAGUCAUCACAAGGGCUGGGCACCACUUGCAGUAUUAAAAACAAGUAUUCUCAUUGCCCAAAGUCCAGAUUCUUGUCCCCAGUGAAAUCUGCAUUUUAAAAAAAUCCACACAGAACACCAUCUGCAUAUAAGCGGAUGUGCAAAUUCCACAUACAUCAGGGGGUUUGUGCAUGCAGCUUGUAUGUGUGGACGCUCAGACCCAGGCUGUGAUACUCACAUGGCAGCAUACCCUUUUUAGCUUGAUUGGGUUAAAUGGGCCAACUCACAGUGUAAGAUUCUACUCUGAGUUAGUCAAAGUGGCAGAAUCUGGCCCUUUAAUUAUUUUGGUUUGAAAGCUUUUCCAUUGAUUUCAGUGGGCGAAAGACUGGGACCUAAUUAUGCAGCAAGCUGAUUCUGCACUAUUUUAAGUAGUGGCUAACGAGUCUAACACUAAUUGCCUCUAUUGGUCCCAGACCUGCCAACAUUCACAAAGAAGGAUAGUUUUGAGAUUGCAUGGUACAUCUGGAAUGUUGUGGUGAGUGGCACCUUGAGUGUAAUGGAGAUUCCUGUCUGAAGCCAUGAAUUGAAUGAAGGAGAGCAAAUGCCAUUCUUCAGAGUGCUUUUAUUUUAUUUAUUUAUUUUUUAUCAACAAGCUCUAAUCUUGCGUGUAUUGACCCUUUUGACUCUUUGGCAGACUGAAUCCUGUUUUAAACAUGGAUGUGAUAUAUCAUUUGAACCUGAGUUUUCAACACUGAAAAAAAUCCAAUUUUAAAUUCUGAGGACUUUUAAAAAAGUUUUUCUUGUAUGCAAAUUCAUCUCCAGCUGAAGCAUUUUGCAUGCAAUGUGCACUUUUAUUUUGUGGUCCCUUGAGUACAAUGUACCCGGAAACUUCAAGGAACCUUGAUGGGUUUAAUUAUAAAAUGCCCUGUUAAUUUAAUAAAGUAAGGCGUCUGUUUUCCCUUCUGUGGCAUGUAUAACUUUCAUUACAGCUAAUGAGAGUUAAGCUCACGCAUCAGGGGGGAAAUAGGCCCUUAAAUCUUUUCAUAACCACAUAUCACAAAAAAAGGUUGAAUUCUCUUUUAAAUAAUGGUUGCAAAAUGACCAUAAAACAGAGAUCUCGAUGGCUUGUUAUAUUUUUCUCCAUUUGGUUUAAAGCUCCUGCAGUUUGCUUUGGACUUGAAAUUGCAAUGUCAGCUGUGCUGGCAUUAAGGCAGAGCAUUUAAAUGUUUAUCUGGAACAAAGGUGGAUACAUAGGAGGAACAGUUUAGAUAUUUAUUUUUUAUGUUUUAGUCAAUGACUAAUUAGUAGGUGCUGCUUUUGCAGCUUGAAGAUUUUAUCUUACUAACUAAAGCUGCCUUUAUUAAGAAAAGGCCUUUUCCUCCUCAGACCUCCUUUUCUUUCUACCUUCUUGAUUUUGACAGUCUGGGAUCUGUAGUUCUAGAAAAGCUUGUAGUUAUUAGAGCUGGUUGGAAAGUUUCUGUCUAAACAAUGUUCCUGUUUUUCAGCUGGCUCUAGUGAUGAGUAUGUUCAGACCAACAUUGUCAACAGGUUUAUAUAAUAGAAACACUUCUCUUUCAGUGCUUUUUUAAAAAUAAUAGUUUUUAUCUAACAUUCCAUCACAAAUGUCAAAUCUCCAGGGGACCACUAAUCUCCGCUAUGAAUUUAGGGUUUUAGCCACAUUGACCCAAUGGGAAUUGCAAUGGCUAAAGCCCUGCAGAUCAAGUGGAGAUUAUCAUAUUCAGUAAUGGAUUAGGGUAUAAAUAACAAGAUUCAUCCACUCUGCUAGUCUUUAGAUCAUUCCAGUUAAAUCUGCUGAUGAAUUCAUGAGAUCUGGACUAUUGCGCACACGCUCACACAGAGAGAUAAACAGGUUUUUAAAUUUGAUACCUUUUUUAUUAUUAAGAAGGAGUGGUUUUUUUAAUGCUUUGUUGGGAAGUUCUCAUUAAAUUUCUCAAAUAGAAGUUGGAAACAUUCCAGUCUCUCUUUUAUGGAUAGAACAGUAGCCACCACUUGUAUCAUUUAAAAUAUAACAGAUUCAAAGGACUUUGUUUUAGUUCCUAUUUCACAAUUUAAAAAAAAAAUUGUUGCUGACAUAAAUUUUAUGCUAUGUUGUAAACAUCUCAAAAGAAAUAUUUUAUAGUAUUUUAUUUUCUAAAUAACAAAAAGAGUCUAUAUGUAUAAGUACUGUAGCAAGCCGGCAAUGCCAGUGCUGCUAUUAAAAUACUAGAAGUAAAAAUCAAGGGUCAGAUCCCUGCAGUCCUUCUUAGGCAAACUUCUGUGGAUGGAUGAUUCUGAGUACGGUCUUUAGACUCAAGCCCAGCAUAACUGAAAGUCUGACACUGGGCUAUGAGUAAAGUCAGUAUGUGUUUAAAAGCAGCAGAGAGUGAGACUCUUCAAGAGCUUCUCAGUUCACAGCAUUAUUUGAGGUGGGUGUCAAGCUUUACACCCAAAUGACCACAUUCUGCCAUAGCUAUUAAUCUGCAGAUGCAGAGGUAUAUAAAAUAUAUUGGACGGUAUGUCAUAAAGUUCUAUAAAUUAUGAAGUGAAAAAUCAUGGCAAGCAAGACUGUUUCCAUUUGCGAACAGAGCCUGCCCCAAAAUUAUUGCUAAGGCAGUACUGCUAAGAUCUAGGUGCUGCUCAGUGGCUUUUCUGGUUCUAAAAUAGCAGACACUUGAUACCUGUGAUGAACAUUAUGUCUUGUUAGAAGAGAAUAACUUCCACAGAUCUUACAUUUGGUAAAAAGGAGAAUUCAAAGCAGGGAGCCACAGUUUAUAUGAAACAAACAAGUUAUACAUGUGUUCAUUUGAAAGUUCUAGUAGUAUUUUCAGAGCAUGCUGGCUAGUGAUAUUUUAUAAGAUUCCAUUUGAAAGCCAGCUGUGACCAUAUGCCUUCCAUGGGAGAAGAGUGUAUUUCCAUAUGCACAUAUGGAGGGGAGAGUAUUUCCAUAUGGACCGUGUGGAGUGAUGUGCUCAUUUAAACACCACGCCCCUGCUGAUAGAUUAGAUAGACGUGCGACACUUGUACAAUCAACCAGCCUGAUUCAUGCCGGAAAGAAAUGUGGCAAAAUGCAGAACAUCUGCAUACAUUUUUUUAUGAAUUAAAUCCAAAGUCAGUCCUAGUGAUAUGCAGACCUGUUUAUGUGGUGAUAUUAUACCCUGAGGCUAACAGAAAUUAGUUCAAAGGACAGUUUAUUUUCUAGAUGUGGACCAAUUCUUUUUAUUUAUAAAAUUUGACUGGAUAUGGAGUAAUAAUAUUUAUAUAGUAGGUUUCUGAUGUGUGAUAUUUUUAGUAAUAAAAUCACAUCCUCAUUUUUGUUCUAUAUGGAGGGCUGAAGGGACAGAGUAUACUAACAAUUUUCUCAUUGGCAAGUACUACUAUAAGCUAUAUCUCUGUUGCUAAGUCUAGAGAGCUAGGUGUUUACAGUUGGGUAUAACAGAUUAACUUUCUUAGAUACUGGCUUUAACGCAAAAAAUCUUGCAAAUACCGUUGCUUUAAUGAUAUAUUAAUGGUGAUCCUGUAACACCUUCCAAAGGAUCAGCUAAUGUAUAUUCAGCCUCUGGCCAGCUUUUACAAAUCUAAUGGUACCAGUAACAUCACAAUCCCUUUUAUUCACUAUUAUAGGGAAGAGGGCGCUAGAGUCAGUAAUUCAAACAAAGAACUGAGAAAAUCCAAAGCCUUCAAAAGGAGGUAAUGCAGGGUAAAGUAAAAACCAAAUCUUAGAAUAAGCGUGAAACAAAACUGGAUUUCUAUAUUGCAACAAAGGGGAAGCUAAACUCCUUCUUGUCUAUUUCACUCUAAGGCUCAGGAGAUCUUGGUUUUGACUUUUCUGAUUAAAAACAAAACCCAGCUUUUUAUUUUGUUUGGACUCUAUGGGGCAACUCUCCAUUGAUUCCAAUGGCAGCUACAGCCCUUACACCAAGAUUGAAUCAGGUCCCGCAGCUGGGAACAGGCUUCCCAGCACAGGUAGACAGACACACACUAGUUCUGCAGUGUGGCUGCAGCAGUUCGGGCUAACCACCCAUGUUCAUACCCAGGGGGUCAGGCAGGUUUGUACUCAGGUUGCUAGCCCAAGCUGCCACCUGUGCCACCAUGGCCAUGGUGCUAUUAUUAGUGCAGUAGCUCGAGCACAUCCACUCUGGGAAGCAUGCUCCCAGCUGCUCUGUAGACGUGCUCUUAGUUUGAAAUAGAACUGUCAACUUGCCCAUAGCUACAAUGCCGUGCACCCUGACUUCCACGGAUUGCCUCUUACUCUCUGCUUGGAAGUAGCCGUGAGAAUGACUUCUGUCUUUCCCAGAAUUCCAAAGCUUAAAACAAUUGGCCAAACUUUAUCUUCAGCUGAGUUGAGCUUAUACCAGGGCUGAAUUUGAAUUCCUGCUAAUCAUAAAGUAGCAUUUACCAUCUUGUACAAGUAGGUUAUACUAUGCUGUACAUCUGUAUUGUCAGGAGAAGUCAGGAAAACAAUGAUAUUUCAGCCGUUAACCUUUUGAGUGUUGCAACAUGAAGCCACAUCAGAGUGGCAGUUUUUAAAAACUGGAACAGAAGUCUUUCUGGACCCUCCCCCUUUUUUAUUUAAGAUUUACUGCUUGACCAUUUCAAUGUAUUACUUAGCUCUUAAAACAAAACCCUUUAUGAGUUUAAAUUGUUUGCGUUCUAAGAAUCCUAUUCUUCCCCUCAACCCGCAAAUGGGAAGAGGGGAGAAUACUCCCUCUGAAUGAAAGCAGGCCACUAUACCAUGAAGCCACAGCGCAGCUUUUGUGGCUCUAAUGUAUAUUCAAAAGAGAACACAUCCAUUUGUGGUCACGGGGCAGAACUGUCUUGCCACAGGCUCGGUUGUUUUCAGUGAUUUUAGAUUUAUUAUUAAACAAAAGCUGGCUGUAGAUCAGAGAGUAAUUCACGCAUCCAUAUAUGUUCGUAUGUUAUUUCUGAACAUAUAGACUGGAAUUUUCAUAACUCCUCAGGGAGUUAUGCACCCAUCCCAUGUGACCCUACUCCCCCAGAGUGCAUUGAAACCCCAGAUAUAAAUCAGAAAAGUUCGCUUUUGAAAGCAAAUCAAUUUGCUCAGUGCAAAGAUAUAUAAAAGGAUGCUCUGAAGGUGCUGGUAAUCAUCAGGGACUAUCUUCCCCCCAUUCUCAGAGGUGUGGGUAUGUAAUGUAUCCAGUAAUAACAGAAAAAGACAAACACGUCAGGAAGUGGUUAGCAGCAUCUCCUAAGGUUCCUUACUCCAGUUUGCUAUUGGGAAGUAACAUUUUAAUGCAUUAUUUCAUUUCAUCUAUACUAAAGGAUGAUCCUAGGCCCAAACACAUUCCUACGGGUGCUUAGGAUGUUACCUCAAUAUGAACACUUCAAGCAUCAGAAGUAAAGUAGACUCCACAGCAUUAUCCCCUAUCCUGAGGAUCUUGAAAAGAGUGCUCUCUGGGGGUUGGAAUCCAUGGGGGGGGGGAGGAGGGGGCUAGGGUUAGGAAAUAGUUGACCCAGCAUUAGGAAACAAUAGGGUCAGGGGGAUUUGCAUUGUUCCCCCGCUGGCUCGGCAGGAAUUAGAGAGCACAGCUUCUCGCUCUGUUACUUUCUUGGCAGAGCUUCCCCCACAAUGGGUCUCCUUUGUUAAAGAGGUCACCAGAACAGCCACAGAUACCCCUAACCACAGUGGGGCCACACUACAAUGCAGCAGCAGCAGGAGAUCUGGGGCUCCAUAGCCAGUCCAUGGCUUCCCCAUGGAUCCCAGGGGAUCAGUGUGGUUUUUGAGAGAGGGCUCUCUCUCUCUCUCUCUCUCUCUCUCACCUUUCAUCCGGUAGAGAGGACAAUGUGGGGAAAAUUCUGCAAAGGAAUCCUCUUGGGAUUUUCCUGCCCUCCAGCCCUCUCCUGUUGGUUUUGCAUGGGAGGGGUUGAUCUGGUCUCGGGUAUGGAAAUCUUGUAUUAAAUAGUCUCUUCCAUUGUGUAGCUUGAGCAUUCACAAACAUUUCAUUACUGUCGAGUGGUGGAAAUAAUUAUUAGAUUGCAUAGCAGUCUAUUAGAAGGUGCUGAGUACAAAGGGAGAUUUGAAUGGUUAAUUGCACAGUUCCACGUUGUAGGAGUACAACACAAUGGUCCUGAUUCUCCUCGCAUACCACUUUCCACUGGUUUAACUCUGUUGACUUCACUGGAGUGACUCCUGAUUCACAACUGGUGUGAAUGAGAGGAAUAUCAGGCCCAACACAUUUUAAACUGAAACAACGAGAUGUUCACGUUAGCCAACGCAAGGGCCAACGUAGCACCUAGGCUAUUUUCAGUUACAUGUGGUGUUUUCUAUGAUGAAUUGUGAUGCUGUAAUACUGCAGGUGCCCUGUUUAUUUGGUUCUCUUAUACCAACAAUAGUGUAUAGUUCACUCUUUGCUGUUUGCUUCGGCUUUGGUUACCUUCUUUUGCCCCUGGGUGCUAUCACAGCUGCUACCUCACUAUGUCUGCAAACAAGUUUACCUGACAACAACAACAAAAAAGGUACCAGAAAUCUCCUUGAGCUGAAUGUACAAUCUAUGCAAAUUCUCUCGCUAUUUUGUUACAACUUGGAAGUAUUACUUGUAACCUUGCCAAAUAAACAGCAAGAUAUUGUACAGGUGCCUCUGAUAACAGAGUAACAAUUUUCUGCACGGAUCAUUGCGCUGCAUUUGUACAUUGUAAUGACUUACUUGUCUUUGGUUCUGUUGUAAUUAACACCCUUGACUGAGAAGAUAGUAAUUCCUCUUAUAAGAAGGGCACCUUCAGUUUGCUGGGAAUAUUCUGGAGGAGAAAGUCAACUGCAGUUUUUUUUUUUGUUUUUUUUUUCAUGUUUACCUACAAAAAAGGCCCACGCCUAAAGGUCAAAAAUUGGAUCUUGGUUUAGAUUUCCUGGAGCAGAUCAUAUCAUUUUGAAUUUCUAAGUGUAUGUUCACAUUGUGAUGUCCUGUGAAUUGCCCGAUUUAAAAAGCCUUACUUUCCUCCUUUUUUUAAAUGUGGCCUUAAACUGUAGUGGAAAGUUAGAUGUUGUCUCUUUCUCUCGGUCUGUUGUCAACCUAAUAAAAGGCACCUUGAGAUUUCUGUUGCAACUCAGAGCUGUGUAGCUGUCAGCAGACACUUCACAAAUACAAUUGGAAUUGCUUACAAAUGCAGGCUUCAAGAAAAAAAAUGACCUUCCUUUUGGGCAAAAGGAAGACUUGAAUGCGCCUGUAAACCUUCGCAAAUUAUGAGAAUUCUCUUUUGCAACAUAUUAUAGCUAAACUGGGUUGUCUAAUUACCUACAAAAUGCUAACAUCAUGACUUUUUGUGUGUGUUCAAAGUAUAGCGGUACAGAUUUGGUCUCAGUUACACCAGCGUGAUCCUGGAGUAACUCCACUCGCUCCAGUGUGACUUCAUUGGAGUUCCUCUCGGAUUUACACUAGUGUAACUGGGGAAAGAAUCUGUCUUGGUGACUUUAUGUAAUUCAAUGAAGAUUAAAAAUCAGAAGAACUUCUGACAUUUAGGGCUAGAUUUUUAAAGGUAUUUAGGCUCUAAAGAUGUAGAUAAGUGAUUAACUCUCAUGGCUUUUAAAAUUCCCAUAGGCACCAAUUCACAUCUUUAGAUGUCUAAAUACUAUUAAAAGCAUGGCCCGUUCUGGUCUUUGGUCAGGUUCAGGCACUUUUCUUUUUAAUUCUUUGCUUCAUUGGCACAGAGAACAGUAUCGUUUCAACAGUCUCAAUAUUCCCAGCAGGCUGGUAGUGCUUUUAAGGACCCAGAAUGUGGUUCUCAACCUAUUUACCAUUGUGGGCUACAUCCAAUACUACCUGUAAGGCCCUGAGGAUGUCACAUGGGCAGCAACUGGGUGCUGAUUGGGCUGCAGGUUGAGAAUCUUCUUUUUUUCUUCUGAUAGUGGUACAACCCAAAGACCACAGAAAAGAGUUUACACAGAAAACAUGGUGUAUGACACACACAAAUUAAUUUGAGCUAAUGAAAUUCUCUUUCUAACUUUGUCUUUUUGUUUUUGUUCUAUUGAUUUGGAUUUUUUGUAUUGGUUAACGUACUCCAUAAUAAAUUAUUAACGUUCCCUCAGAGACUGGUAGUGAUAUAGUUUUCAGAAAUAACUAUUUUGUUAUAGAUCAUAAUAUGCAUAAAACUGUACAGAAAUAUUUUGUAAUCUAUUGAUUAAGAAAAAAACAUGUAUAUACAGUAAAGUUUAAAAAAAAUUGGAAAUUCAAAUGGCACACACUGAAAGAUGUAGAUAUUUUGCUAUUUAUUUAAAGGAGUAUUUUAUGAGAUAUUAAAAUGUCUUAAAUUGACCGGUAAUCAAAGUUCAGAAGUCAGAAUGCUUUUCUUGUAGUAGAAUGUGAUUUUCAGCAAUUAUUGCACUACCCAUUUUUGCACCCUUUUGUCUUUCAUUUAGCAGAAAAACAACGUGCCUUAGCGGUAUUCUUUGUCUAUGGGAGUUUGGUUUUUUUGUCUGACAAAGCAAAUUUUUUUGCAGAAAAAGAAAUGGAUGUAUUAAAUACUGUAUUAUACCAAAAACACUGCGGUUGUAUAUAAAUGCUUUCUGUCAUACUGUGUUUUCAGAUGCAGAAUUUUAAAAUAAAAAAAAAAGGCUGUCUU
This is a messenger RNA of Malaclemys terrapin pileata, 12070 nucleotides long. RefSeq names its product xylosyltransferase 1 (gene XYLT1). The transcript has 12 exons. Gene Ontology annotation, cellular component: membrane. Bases 9 to 2783 code for a protein of 924 amino acids. Gene Ontology annotation, biological process: heparan sulfate proteoglycan biosynthetic process; chondroitin sulfate proteoglycan biosynthetic process. Lineage: Eukaryota; Metazoa; Chordata; Testudines; Emydidae. The record is from RefSeq and is a predicted model, not a curated record. Gene Ontology annotation, molecular function: protein xylosyltransferase activity.